Molecule: messenger RNA, 537 nt
Organism: Prosopis cineraria
Lineage: Eukaryota; Viridiplantae; Streptophyta; Magnoliopsida; Fabales; Fabaceae
Exons: 1
Coding region: 45-302 (85 amino acids)
Source: RefSeq, a predicted model, not a curated record
UAAUAUAUUAUCAAACAAUUCUGGCUGCUCAACAAUCAGCAGCCAUGUCGGUAAAGAAAUCCGCCUCUCUCAACAGCGAAAAGGCCGCUGCCGGAGUUGUGGAGAAAGCCAGGAAACGACGGCGUUUCAACCGGUGGUUCUCUUCCGUCGAAGUAUCUCUGGAGCCAGGGAAGCAGUUGAAGGACAUGGAUUCCAACAAGGUGAAGGCUGAGAUCAGAAGAUGGGCUAAGGCUGUUGUGGCUUAUGCUCGCCAAGUCAGUGGCCGCUUUGGAAGUAGUUCUCGUGGCAAAUCUCAGACAUAGUUACUGUCAGAACAGAUUGUGUGAAUCGAAGAUAUGGGAUUUAUUCAUUGAAGAUGAACAGUUGGUGAAAUUGGGUGUGAGAAAUUGUUGUGUACAUAGAUGUUGCUGUAUGAUUCUUUUAUUCUUUUUGGGUUUGAUGUGUGCUUAAUUCUUCUGCUAUGGAAGAAGGAUCAGGAUCAGAAAAUAAGGGUGUGAACUUGCAUCUCAUAAUGAAAUAGUGACCUUUUAUUCUUCA